UGAGGUUAUGUCCGUUUAUUGUGUUCUUAUUGGUUUUUAUUUUACACAAAAUGGGAUAAUUCACACAAUUUAAACGACUUUUAUUCAAAUUUUAAAUAAGAAGACACAAUUCUAGGUCCCAAUGGAACUCUCCACACAUCUAAGUACAUUCCCACACCCUUUCAACUGCGAAAACAGCCCCAUUGAAGGCUACUACUGCAAAGACUGCGAAUUCCGCACCGACCUAACCCUACUUUUCAAACAACACGUCGCUAAACACUGCCUCAUCAAAAAAGACCACAAAGAAAACGAAAUCGUCAUCCACAACUACAUUUGUGAAAAAUGCAACUUUGAGACCCAUUUUGUGAUCAAGUGGCUCCAGCACACCACUACGUGUUUCACUAGUGGCGCAAAUUCCCAUGUAUUAAGUUGCACCAUAGACGCCCGGAAAAAUGUGGUCAAAUGGUACAACUGCAAACACUGCGGACGCAUGUUCAAGCAAAAAGGUAACAUGAAGACCCACGAAAUCCUAAUGCACUCGAGCGACGACGAGUUGUGUUGGUACAACUGUACACAGUGUUCGUACAAGUGUAAACGAAAAAAGCACUUGGAAAGACACAUUUAUUUCCGGCAUAUGGACACCCAGAAUAUUUCGUGGUACGAAUGCAAAAAGUGUCCCUAUAAAACUAAAAGUAACUCGGCUUUGAAGCGGCACAUAAUCGCGCGACAUGUAGACGAGCAAGACAUUAAGUGGUACUAUUGUGAAAAGUGUCCAUACCGGAGUAAAGCCAGUAGCGACUUAAAACGGCACGUGAAACUGCGCCAUUUGGAUGAAGGGAACAUUAAAUGGUACAAAUGUGACAAGUGCCCCUUUAGAGGUAAACACAAACUGUCUUUAAACACACACAUUAAUGCGUACCAUUUGGACGAAAAGGAUAUUAAAUGGUAUGAAUGCAAAAAGUGCCCAUACAAAGCUAAACAAAAAGGGAAUUUGAAACAACACAUAGUGGCUCGGCAUUCCAGUGAACAGGAUAUUAAAUGGUAUCACUGCGAGAAGUGUUCAUAUAAAGCUAAAGCCAACAGCGUUUUGAAAAUACACAUAAAAGCGUGCCAUUUGGACGAACGGGAGAUUAAAUGGUAUGAGUGUAAAAAUUGUCCAUACAAAGCUAAACGGAACUGGCAACUGAAGCAGCACAUAAAUGCCCAUCAUUUGCAGGAACAGGACGUUAAAUGGUACAAGUGUAACAAGUGUCCACAUAAAGCCAAGCAAAAGUCGAAUUUAAAAAAACAUAUAAAGGCGCGCCAUUUACGCGAAUAAAGUAAUAGAAAGUAAUAGGAGUUUUAUCCAGUGAUUGAAAAAGGUACAUCGUGUGUGUAUAGUGUGUUGCAUACACAAUGAUGGCGAAUGCGCGUGAAGGCCAGUGGCGACUCGUCAGAUAAGGCGACAGUGAAUUGGAUAACUUAAAAAGGAAACUUUACUCCCCGAGCAUAAGCUAGUCUGUGUGGAUUUUUAUUAGACAAAUAACCUAAACUA
This is a messenger RNA of Zophobas morio, 1513 nucleotides long. Its product is annotated as zinc finger protein 711-like. Gene Ontology annotation, molecular function: RNA polymerase II transcription regulatory region sequence-specific DNA binding; DNA-binding transcription factor activity, RNA polymerase II-specific. Bases 122 to 1297 code for a protein of 391 amino acids. The record is from RefSeq and is a predicted model, not a curated record. The transcript is spliced from 2 exons. Gene Ontology annotation, biological process: regulation of transcription by RNA polymerase II. Lineage: Eukaryota; Metazoa; Arthropoda; Insecta; Coleoptera; Tenebrionidae.